CUCAAGCGAAAAAAGCCGUAAACUUAUUUUCGCAAAUGUUCCACCUUCCAAAAAAUUUCAUCAUUGCUAAUGCUAGUGUAACAAGUGUGCGCGUGUGAUUGUGUGUGCUUGUAAGUGUCGGUGUGCGAUUAAAAUAAUAAUUUGCUGAAAUGACCUCAGGGCAGCGUAGGCGCCGCUGUUGAGUGCAAUCAGUCCGUACGUGAGGCGCCUAGAUGCAUUUGGAUUUGGAUUGGAAAUUGGCAUCGUCAGCUGAAUCAGAAUGAGAACAGUCGAUUGGGGAGCAGAGGGCAUCAUACGAGUCACGCGUAUCUUCUAAUCAAACAAGAUAUUUCCAACACUUUUAUCGACAUUCGGGAGUUGAGCAACACUGUCAAUAGUCCUGCCAGUUAAGGAGCACCUGCCUGCAAUGAGUAGAAACCAGUUUAGACGCAACGCACCCUCGGAGCGGUCGUUGGCCAUGGACGAUGUGGACAGCGAUGAAGCCGGUUACCCUGGCAACGAUGCCCAAAGCAAAGCGUCGAGCAAAACAAGGCGAAGGAAAUCAACAAAAAAGAAGCUCGAGCGUCCAUAAAUCUGAUGAGAUGGAUGAUAACUUCACUGCCAGCUACUUUAGCUUAUGCGUCACAGGCCAAAUAGUAUCAGCCACAUUUCCACUGGGUCCCGACAAGGAAUUCAUCUUCUGCCGCUACGAAUUAGUUGCCGGACCGGACUGGCAGCUUGCCUCUGGAGCGCAGCACGGUCUGACACAGAUGUCGACCAACAAGAGCGGCCACUUCAAUGAUAAAAUUGUCUUCAACAUGCCCAUUGAGGUCACAUACAAGAGCACCAGUCCCUUUGGCUGGCCACAGAUCUUGAUCAGCGUCUUUGGACAGAACGGCAGCAGUGCUGAGACUUUGCUGGGCUAUGCUCACGCACAUCUUCCGGUCUUCGGUAGCCAACGAGGGAGCGAUCAAUCCUCCGUUCUCAAUGAAGUUCCCAUUCUUAUGCCCAGGUGCCAAAGCAUGUUGGCCGACGUGACCAGUUGGCUGCUGCGUCGCCAGCCGGAGCUAAAAGAUCCCAAAGUGCUGUUGGACAAUCUGGCGAGCAAGGGUCUCUGCAUGGAGUCCUAUGGCACGUUGGAGCUGCAGCUGCACACGAUAAUGCGAGGAGCGCGUAAGCUGGGCUACCAUUGGCAUGCGUAAGUGCUGUCGGAGAUCUGUGAAUAAAACGUGCAAAUGAGACUCGGUUUGCAGUGAUGCAAACAAGCGUUUGUUCUAAUCUAAUUGGUCGAGGUGGUUGUUGGGGUGUUGUUGGGUCAGGGAAAGAACUCUGCUGCAGGGUGGUUGCCUCAAACUUGACCAUGACCGGCGUUGACUGCCUCGACUUGGCUGGGCUGGUCGAGCGUGACGCUUAC
Drosophila sulfurigaster albostrigata is the source of this 1393-nucleotide messenger RNA. It is a transcript of the gene B9d1, whose product is annotated as B9 domain-containing protein 1. Bases 465 to 1181 code for a protein of 238 amino acids. Gene Ontology annotation, cellular component: MKS complex. NCBI's taxonomy places the organism in Eukaryota, Metazoa, Arthropoda, Insecta, Diptera, Drosophilidae. The transcript has 4 exons. Gene Ontology annotation, biological process: cilium assembly. The record is from RefSeq and is a predicted model, not a curated record.